UCUAAGACGAGUAGCAGCUGCCUCCCUGUGACACACUCUCACUCUGUGCCAACUACUUCACUCUCACCUCUCCGUCUUCCGUCAUCUACUUCUUCAUCGCUUUCUCCUACACUUCUUCUCCUGUCUAUUCCCGUCGACCAUUAAUACUAUACCAUACUUUUGUCCGACGUCUAAUCUCCUACCAUACCCGUCCGUACAGAGAUCGGAAUAAUGGCCAGCAAGCAAACCUUCUCUACUCACGACCUUCGAAGUGCUGCCACCGAAAACCAACGCAGCACUCUUGAUCAGAAGCGCAAGUGGGCUCACGGUUCAGCAUUCGGACCUGGUCGUCUUACUACUGACGUUGCCCACGCUCGACCGGCACGUCCCGAUAACAGAGAACCGAGCGGCGUGCGUCGCGAUGGCAUAGCUGUUGCCACCUUCAAGGCUCGCUCGCGAGAGGGCCGCAAAGCCGACAUCAAUGAAUACUAUGAUAGUGGAGACUCGUCUGCACCUGAGGAGGUCGAUGAGGCGUCUGCAGCUCCAGAGCCAGACGCCGAGGUCGCCUACUCGUUUGACGCCGCCAGCGGACCCAGCCACGGAAGUCAGAUCCUGAGCGCCGCUUUGGCAAAAGCGGUUGAACGAUACGAGGUUGUGGCGACCGAUAAGCUCGUCAGAGAAGAGUAUGAGGUGCUCGGUAGUGACGGCGAGCCCGUAGUGAAGGCGAAGGGCAAGGGCAAAGCAAUGAAGCCGCCACAAUCUGCUCCCGAGGCUGCUGCUGAUGAAGACGACUUCGAGCUGAUCUAAGCUUAGAGCAAACUUCGACAGCAUUCCUAGGUGAGAACAUGGUUUUGGGUUUUCGGGUCCGCAAGGUCACUGGCGUUUGCUCUAGCGACUUCAUCAUCUCUUCGACGGGCGCGAUUUGAUUGUGCUUUUGGGGUUGGGCUGCAUCACGAGAGGAGCAUUGGGACACGGCGCUCUUUGAGGACUUGAACAGCUUCGUGGCUGGGGAGUUUUUACAUCCGAACGUCUCUGCUGCAUGCAUGUUACUCUAGUCCUUUCACAAAUCUUAUAAUCCUGCUGCGGACCUUUCGAUCUUGACAUGACGCUACAUAUAUCGAAGCAUUCAUUGCUUGAGCAUUCUAGCCAAUGGCGAAGGCCGAGGUCUGUACCUAAUUCGGGAUGGCGCAAGGCUGGUGCCCAAGCUACAG
Molecule: messenger RNA, 1190 nt
Organism: Pseudovirgaria hyperparasitica
Lineage: Eukaryota; Fungi; Ascomycota; Dothideomycetes; Acrospermales; Acrospermaceae
Exons: 2
Coding region: 211-786 (191 amino acids)
Source: RefSeq, a predicted model, not a curated record